AUGAGGAAAAUUUUGGCUCGAGGGAAGGAAGCUUUUGUUAGAAUUCAAAACUUCUUCCUCCCUUCUUUUCAUUCAAUUUCAAAUGCUGCCUUAAUUAGAAAGAUAAUGAAUCUAUUCGUUUCCAAACUUUUAAUAAAUUGGGGCUGCAGGAUUGGUUUUCUCACAGCAUCUAGGGCGUCGUCUGAGGAAAGCUGAAAAAAAUGAAGGUUUUUGCCGUACUUCUUCUUCUUGGGAUCUUGGUCGGCGCGUUUGCUGACCCAGUAAAACUGGAUGACAACUCCGCAGGGACAUUAGACCUUUUAGACGAAAAAGUAGAUGUACCCGACGAGGAUGAGACGGUUGAUGAGGAACCCGCGAGAGCAGAGGACACUGAGACCAAAGAUGGCACAGAAGAAGAAGACCCCAAGGAAGCCGAGUCUGACAAUGUCGAAGAAACAGAGCUAGCUGACAAACAAGAGGAUUCACGUCGUAACAGGCUAAGAUUGUGUUCCGUGGAGUGUUCACAUAGCUGCACAUAUUACAAAUGGUUCUUUUGGAACAAAGGCUGCUCGUGUUAUCGCUGUCCAGCUGGUUAUUACAGAAAGUGUGGAAAAAAGGUCAGAAGGUGCGAUGGAAGAUUCUGUUACUACCGGUCACCUUGUUUCUGCGAACUUGUACCACGUCAAGGAUUUUGCGACCGAUUUCCUUUUUACGCCUGUAGAGUUCUCAAAGAUUGCGUGAAUGGCAAAUGUUCUACUCUCCGAAAAUGUUAUUGCGAUUGUCGCAAAGGCACCGUACGCUGGUGCUUUUCCAGUUCCAGAUGGUGCCUCUGUAGACGACCCAGACGGCGGUGGGGUUGAUCAAUUUACAGUUUCUGGCACCAGAUGCUUGCAUUGAUGUAGCGAUCAGGAGUUUGCUGAACACUUUUUGUAGCUUUAUUUACGCAUCGUUUUACUCUUUAUAUUCGAACAAAGUGAAUGAACAGUAAUUUGACGCCUA
Rhopilema esculentum is the source of this 978-nucleotide messenger RNA. RefSeq lists its product as uncharacterized. NCBI's taxonomy places the organism in Eukaryota, Metazoa, Cnidaria, Scyphozoa, Rhizostomeae, Rhizostomatidae. The record is from RefSeq and is a predicted model, not a curated record.